AACAUGCUGGAAACUUACUAUGAAUUUUAAAACACUACAUAUUAAAACCACCAUAUAGCCUGAGCGUUUGUUUCCUGCAGCACAGGAAAUACAGAUAGUGAAGUGAAAAAAAACCAGCAGAUAUUUGAAGAUAUUCAUCAGGACCCUUUCUAUAGCACAUACUUUCCUUCAGCUUUUACAAGGUUAGGAUUUUGGCCAGUUGGUUGUUGUUUUCUCUUUUUUUGUUUUACUGUUUCUUAUCCUCCUCCUCCCUCCAAAGAACAAACUCUUUGGAUAACGGAUUGAGUGUAACAGAAACCACAAAAUGAACUCAUGACCUCUGAAAUAUUUUUGAAGUCUUACACUUGCAAGGUUUUUUUUUUUAAAUGAACCGAUAACACACUGAAAAAGUACUUAAAUUUUUUUUUUAAGUGAUCUUAGCAAAAGAAUGAAUCUCUUUGCAGACUUGUGACACUGCAUCAACAAUAGCUGAUGAUGUGGCACAAGACCUUUUUUUUUCGCUGGCAAAUCAGAAGAGGGACUAAGGCUAUUAUUUUACUCUGCCUUCCCACAAGGCUCCUCACCACAAAAUAUGGUUUAGAGACAUCUUUUGUUCCUCCAGCUGUGUUAGGCUAUUGCUCAGAUGAUUUCAUCAGCACACUAAGCUGCUCCCUUCUACAACUUGAGCUUCCCAGACUUCCAAGGAGUAACUUCUAUUGUAAGCAGGAGUAAAAAGAACCAGUUGUGUUAUCUUUGCAGUGAGGAGUAACUCAUGCAUCUUAUGGUAGAAGUACAAAUUUAAAUAAAUAUGGGGAUUCUGAGCCAGCUAUCAAUCAUUAACCUUCUCUGGACCACUGCUGUAUUUUGCCAAUAUGAAGACUACGAUUUUGGGGACGAAUAUGAUGAGCCAGAUCAACACCCACAUUAUUUUAACUCUAAUCCAAGCGCACAAGCUGAGGUUCCUCACUUUUCUUUUCCUGUUCAGUGUGCCAGAGAAUGCUUCUGUCCACCAGAAUUUCCGCUAUCUAUGUAUUGUGACCAUCGUAAGCUUAAAACAAUACCAAACAUCCCUGCUCACGUCCAACAACUCUAUCUGCAAAACAAUGAUAUUGAAGCUGUACCUGCAGGACCAUUCACUAACGUUACCAUUUUAAGAGAAAUUAAUCUGAGCUUCAACAAAAUUAAGUCUCAUAUGAUUGAUCGUGGUGUUUUUGCCAAAUUGUCAAACUUAGUGCAGCUUCAUUUACAGCACAAUGAAUUAGAUGAAUUUCCAUUCCCACUUCCCAGCUCUCUGGAGAGACUCCUCCUUGGCUUCAAUAAGAUCUCCCAGUUACCUGGAAUUGCACUGGACGGAUUACCAAACAUAACCAUGCUUGACCUCUGCAAUAAUUUUCUUGACGAUUCAGUACUCAAAGGAAAUCACUUUUCAGUGAUGAACAACUUAAUGCAGCUGAACUUAUGCAACAACAAAUUACAGACUAUGCCUCCUAGCCUGCCGUCGUCACUUAUGUAUCUCUCUCUUGAAAAUAACUCCAUUUCUUAUAUUCCAGAAAACUAUUUCAGCAAACUCCCCAAAAUCAUUGCCCUAAGAAUGUCUCACAAUAACCUGCAGAACAUUCCACGCAACACCUUUAUUAAUCUACCGAACCUUUUAGAACUUAACCUUGGACAUAACAAAUUGAAACAAGUAUUCUACAUUCCAAGAAGUCUGCAGCAUUUGUAUAUUGAAGACAAUGACAUUGAAAUGAUAAAUGUUACUUUGAUGUGUCCAUCUAUUGAUCUGAUGAACAUCAACCAGUUAACCUAUAUAAGGGUGGACCAAAAUAAGCUAACAGCUCCAAUAAGCACAUAUGCCUUCUUUUGCUUCCCUCACAUUAGAACCAUCUACUAUGGAGAACAAAACAGUAACGCCAACAAGUCAACACAAAUCAGAACAGCAGUGUUUCGACGACUUUUAACACCAGAAGAAUAUGAUGAAAUAGAAGAUGAUCGUGAAACACAUGAUCAAGAAACUGAGGAAGAGCAUGAAGCAGAAAACAAUUAUUUUUUUCCUCACUUUUGGUGAAAUAAUCAUUGUUAAUGAGUACAUAUAGAAAUUUUUCCUUAUUUGUGGAGUAUUCAUGCCCAUUUUAGAACAGUUAAAUAUUUUGGGAUCUUUAAGCUAUAAUCUAGUAAAAUCUAAUAAUUAAUCUAAUAAAGUGGAGAUAGAAUUUUAGUGUACAUAAAUAUGCCAUUAGCAAUGCAGAAAAAAAUAUAAUACUAGCAGCAAGAAUACUCAUGUCAAUAUUUGGUAGCAAUAUGAUAUAUAGCCAGUAUUGAUGAUGGACUUAUUUGUGGGUUGACAGUCUCAGCAGUAGAAAAUCGACCUUCCAUGUUCUAAAGUGAUUCAACUUGCCAAAUGUUUAUAGCACAGAUGAUGUCAUGCUCAACAUGACAAUAUGUAGACAACAUCAAAAAUCUGUUCAGCUAGAUGUUCAGAUACUGAAAGUAGUAAGAAAACAGUAGAAAACAGACAUAUAAGAGAAAAACAUAUGAGAGCAAGAUCACAAAAGAUCACAACGUUCUUGCACAUCUUCCUCAAAUACAGAUGCUGAUUCAUUCAAUAUCUAACUGAAAAGGAAAAUCAAACUUUUGAGUUUCAGGUCUUAAUAUACUGUUUGUGCAGUGUCGUGCCAAGAUGUAUUCUUUACUUCUCAACCUGUGCUUCAAUUAUCACAAGUCUUUCAAAAAGAUUUUAGUUGAUUAGACAUGAAGGCAAUGAAUGACUUUUCAAAGGUUUUAAUGAUGUACAAUAACACAACUCUGAAUCAUUAGACUAAAGUAUAGGUAAAAUAGAAGUACUAUUUUAUUUUAGAAGGCAUUUUAAAUUCAAUGCUUUAAUAAGAACUGCACAUCAGCUAGAGCAAGCACAGAUAGUGGCAUUGCAGGCUUCAUUAACAAUUUAGACUGCCCUUCAGUGUAACUAACACCAAUAAGCUGCACCCCCUGCUACAAAGUUGAGCAAAAAUUGCUUCAAGUAAUCCAAACAAAAGUAGCAUACACUGUCUGAGCUAUGGAAAGCUUUUUGUUAUGUCUUAUAUCUAAAGAGAUUCAAGUCACUACAAGGUAAGAACACAGAGCACAUAAGCCCUUUAGUUUAAUUAAAUUCUUCAUUUUUUCCAGCACUUCACUGAAGAACACAAGUGCAAUAAGACAUACAUCACACUACAUUUAUAUUAUCAUACAUACACACACAUAUUAUCCUUUAAGUUUAGGGAAACUAAAAGAGUGCAAUAUAGAAAUAAACAAGCAAAUUUGUACUAGAAUUUCUAAAAAGUUUUAGCUUUCUUUUAAUAUCAGUUACUUUUUGAAGUCCUUCUUAGUAUAUUUUGUUUUCUAAUGCAACAAAUAUAUGCUAACAAACUGAAAAACCCUAAUCAUGUGUCUAUAUUUAUAAACUGAAAUUAAGUGCUUAUAAGCACACGAAUAUAACCAAGUCCUUAAGAACAAAUUCUUUGAAAAAUCUAUGCAUACAAAAUGUAAUACAUCAUAGGCAAUUUGGAGACUUAUAUGAACUAACUCAAUCCUCUUUCUUUCCUCUGCCCCCACAUUUAUUUUCCUUUCACGUGUGUAGUGACCAUGAGGAUAUGGUACACAUUCGUAAACAUCCAGCUUCAGCUUUUCAGAAUGUAUCUUCUUUUGUUAAAACAAAAUCAAUUAACAUUUUUCAACCUUAAGAAGCCUCUGGCUUCACGUAGAAAUAUAAAUAUAUUCAUUAUAUUUAAAUACUCUUCAAAAACUUCAUGGACAUUACAUACACAAAUUUAAAUAUAAGCACCUGUAACUUUUAUAGUUUUAUUAACAUAAACACGUAGUAUAUUAGCUGUAGAUCUUCAUCUCUUUCAGCUUUUAAGUGAAGAACGCACAAUCAAAAUUAAGACACUUUUUUGAAGACUUCUUCAGCCUCAAAAAGAACACUAUUCAGUUACAGUGGGUGUAAUAUAUAUAUAUACACACAUACAAAGAAGAUGAGAAACUGUCUGCUUAGCUUUAUUUUUUGAAGUUGCAUUAAAGUCAAACUUUAAACAAU
Messenger RNA from Meleagris gallopavo (turkey), 4048 nucleotides. It is a transcript of the gene OMD, whose product is annotated as osteomodulin. The record is from RefSeq and is a predicted model, not a curated record. Gene Ontology annotation, molecular function: protein binding. NCBI's taxonomy places the organism in Eukaryota, Metazoa, Chordata, Aves, Galliformes, Phasianidae.